AUGAAGGUGCUGAAGAUGCUUCACGUCGCCACCGUUCUGGCCGUUGCCGGCGUCGCAGCGGCCAACGGCGGCGACGGCAAAGUCAUGGCGACCACUGACUCUCUGGAACUGACUACUAGCUCCCCCGUUGUCACAUUCUGGACUCCCUGCCCCACUGGUACCUCAAUGUGCACCUACAACCCAACGACUGCCACCCAGGCCGCUCAGGCGUCUGACCUCCACGCCCCCGUCCAGGCUAUCGAGCGUGAUGGUGGCAGCAUGACUUCGCCGGUCGUGACCUUCUGGACCCCAUGCCCUACCGGCACGUCCAUGUGCACCUACAAUCCGUCGAUGGUCACCACGCCUACUGACUCCGGUGCCGUUCAUGCUACUGCUCAUGCUGGAAUUGCUCAGCGAGAAGCUGAGACUACAACUACACCAGUCGUCACCUUCUGGACCCCGUGUCCUACGGGUACUUCGAUGUGCACUUACAAUCCCACUACCACUGACGAUUCGCAUAUCCGUACCGGCCGUGUCGUAGAGCGAGCUGCCGAAGAGACCACGACUUCACCUGUCGUCACCUUCUGGACCCCGUGCCCUACCGGCACAUCCAUGUGCACCUACAACCCCAGCACCGUCACCGGAAAACCCACAGACGCGGCCUUCCCCCGUGCUGCCGCCAGCCUGGGCUCAGAUUCAGACAGCACCUACCUGUACAACAACAGCAACAUGGGCCAGCUGUCAAAAACGGUGUACACGACGCUGGCCACGAUAACGGCGGACACCGGCUCCGCGGGCCUGACAACGUACACGGGCGAGGUGAGCGUGGUCUCCAUGGCGGCUGUCGCGCCACCCUCACAAAGCGUCGGCAUGACCGUGGCGAGCCAGGGCUCCAUGACCACCGCGGUGACGGGAAUGGCUGUCAGCAUGCCGUACGGCGCCGCGCCGAUCGCGGCGUCGUCGUCCCUCACCACCCAGAUGGCCCCAAGCGGCGCUUCGAACAGCACCGGCCUGCCGGAUCUCAAGAACGGCACCACCGUUCGCACCAGCACUGGCACCGCUGUUACCGCUACCUCAAGCACGGCUACUUCCGAGGUGGCUACGCCUUCCGCCACGGCUUCGACGGCUGGAGUGGCGCCCACCACGGCCAAGCAGGCGAUGGGUGCACUGGUGGGUUUGGCUGGGGCUCUGGCCUUUGUGCUUUAG
Molecule: messenger RNA, 1185 nt
Organism: Neoarthrinium moseri
Lineage: Eukaryota; Fungi; Ascomycota; Sordariomycetes; Amphisphaeriales; Apiosporaceae
Exons: 1
Coding region: 1-1185 (394 amino acids)
Source: RefSeq, a predicted model, not a curated record